Messenger RNA from Mustela lutreola (European mink), 417 nucleotides. Its product is annotated as translationally-controlled tumor protein-like. The record is from RefSeq and is a predicted model, not a curated record. Gene Ontology annotation, cellular component: cytoplasm. Lineage: Eukaryota; Metazoa; Chordata; Mammalia; Carnivora; Mustelidae. The transcript has a single exon. Gene Ontology annotation, molecular function: calcium ion binding.
AUGGCCAAUAAGACAUAGGGUAACAUUGAUAAGUAGUUCAUUGGUGAAAAUGCCUUCACAGAAGGCCCCAAGGACAAAGGGACUCAAAACACAGUAAUCAGUGAUGUUGAUAUUGUCAUGAACCAUCACCUGCAAGAAAUCAGAUUCACAAAAGAAACCCACGAGAAAUACAUCAAAGAUUAUAUGAAAUCAAUCAAAGGAAAACUUAAAGAACAGAGGUCAGAAAGAGUAAAACCUUUUAUGGCAGGGGCUAUAGGACAAAUCAAGCACAUCCUUGCUAAUUUCACCAAGUUCCAGUUCUUUAUUUAUGAAUACAUGAAUCCAGAUAACAUGGUUGUUAUCAUGAACUACUGUGAGGAUGGUGUGACCUCAUGUAUGAUUUACUUUAAGGCUGGUUUAAAUGUAAAAAUAUGUUAA